Messenger RNA from Sebastes umbrosus (honeycomb rockfish), 6416 nucleotides. Its product is annotated as protein MTSS 1-like. The coding region runs from base 508 to 3180 and encodes 890 amino acids. Gene Ontology annotation, cellular component: actin cytoskeleton; cytoplasmic side of plasma membrane. The transcript has 17 exons. The record is from RefSeq and is a predicted model, not a curated record. Lineage: Eukaryota; Metazoa; Chordata; Actinopteri; Perciformes; Sebastidae. Gene Ontology annotation, molecular function: phospholipid binding; actin binding. Gene Ontology annotation, biological process: plasma membrane organization; adherens junction maintenance; positive regulation of actin filament bundle assembly.
UUUCUCGUCUCUGUGUUUUCCCCUUUGCCUCACUCAGUCAGUCAGUGUGUUGAGAACAGAAGGCAGUCAGAGCACCCGUAUGUAUGUGUCGGUAUUUACCUGUCAACAUACGGAAUAACGUUACCAGGCUAACAUUGGGGAUUAUUUCUAGUUCCGACUAGCAAAGUGCAGGAGAUUCUCUUCCCGGACUAGUAGCCAUGACAAUAUGAAAGCGGCGGCGGCGGCGGCGUGGAGAGGAGAGGAAGAGGAGAGGGGGAUUUAAAUCUCUCUUUCGUCCCAACAUCUCCUCUUUGAUUUGAAGUAACCGGAGCAGAACCGAGCUGUGCUUCUUCACCGGUACUGAGAUACAAGUUGUUCUUUUGUCCAGUUACAGAACAGCAGACUGUUUUUUGUUUUUUGGUGUAUAUUUCGUGGAGUAUUUUGUUUGUCCUGGAGAGCGGAGGAGGAGGUGGAGGAAGUGAAAGCGGCUCACUGAGUCGGGACUGACCGUUGGAGUCGGUCCUGAAAAUGGAGGCUGUGAUCGAGAAGGAAUGCAGCGCGCUGGGAGGACUCUUCCAAACUGUGAUCGGAGACAUGAAGAGCAGCUACCCUAUUUGGGAGGACUUUAUCACCAAGGCCGGCAAACUGCAGUCGCAGCUCAGGGCGACGGUGGUUGCUGUGGCAGCUUUCCUGGAUGCCUUUCAGAAAGUGGCCGACAUUGCUACCAACUCACGAGGUGGGACCAAAGACAUUGGAUCAGCAUUGACCAGGAUGUGUAUGAGACAUCGCAGCAUAGAGGCUAAACUCAAACAGUUCUCCAUGGCCUUCCUGGAGGGUCUGAUCAACCCUCUACAAGAACAGGUGGAGGAGUGGAAAAAAGGAGUCAACACUUUGGACAAGGACCAUGCUAAAGAAUAUAAAAGAGCCCGGCAGGAAAUAAAGAGGAAGUCCUCGGACACACUGAAACUUCAGAAGAAAGCAAAGAAAGCUGAUAAUCUGGGUCGUGGUGAUAUCCAACCCCAGUUGGACAGCGCCAUGCAGGAUGUCAGUGAUAAAUACAUUCUGCUGGAGGAGACAGAGAAGCAGGCCCUGAGGAAGGCUCUUAUAGAGGACAGGCAGAGGUUCUGCUGUUUCGUAGCCAUGCUGCGGCCCGUAGUGGAUGAGGAGAUUUCUAUGUUGGGAGAGGUCACCCAUCUCCAGACCAUCUCUGAUGACCUCAAAGCCCUGACCUCUGACCCGCACAAGCUUCCCCCUGCUAGUGAACAGGUGAUCAUGGACCUUAAGGGCUCAGACUACGGUUGGUCGUAUCAAACGCCGCCCUCAUCCCCCAGCACCACUAUGUCCAGGAAGUCUAGCAUGUGCAGUAGUCUGAACAGCGUUAACAGUAGUGACUCCAGGGGAUCCAGUGGCUCUCACUCUCAUUCUCCUUCCUCCUCUUCUUCCUCCUCUUCCUCAAACCACCUCUUCAACCACCAUCACCCCCGCCAUCGUUACCGUAGCUCCACGCUACCCCAGCAGGCCCCGGCCCGGCUCUCUAGCAUCUCCUCCCACGACUCGGGCUUCAUUUCUUCAUCACACGACCAAUACACAUCGUCCAAAUCAUCCUCGCCCAUGGCAGCUGAAACGAAGCCUUGUCCCAGUUCCAGGUCCUCUGAGGUAUCAGAGACUGGGCAGCUCCACAGUGACUGCAGCUCCCCCUCUCCUCUAGCUGCUGCUAGUGCACCUCAGCACGCUACUGACAAGUUGUCCAAUGGUUUUGACCACUACAGUCCGGCCCAUUCCCCCUACAUGCAUAGCAACGGGGGGAGUUUGGGCUCAGGGUCCGGCUCCGCCUUUCCCUUCUACCCUCCUUCCUCCUCCUCCUCAUCCUACACCACCUCCUCCUGCCCCACUCGUUCAUGGUCACGUCCCGCCUCAGCCUUACUGCCAGACCAACCUCACAACAGCGGGCUGGGCUCCACCAUGGUGCCUUCAUCACGAGUCCCCAGCUGGAAGGACUGGGCUAAGCCAGGCCCUUAUGACCAGCCCAUGGUCAACACACUGAGAAGGAAGAAAGACAAGGACACCCGGGCUGUAGUGGACAGUAAUGGUAGUGUGAGUAAUGACAGCAGCCCGUCCUCAGGCCUGGCCUUGCUCUCGACCUCGGCGCCAGCUCCGGCUGCACUACAAACAUUAACAUCAGUGGAGGAGAAGAACAGAACUGUGACUGCACCUCUCAAGGCUGGUGAUAUUGAGGCCCAUGAGGAACUGGCUCUGGCCUUAUCCAGAGGUCUGGAGCUGGACACCCAGAGGUCCAGUAGAGACUCCAUCCAGUGUUCCAGUGGCUACAGCACGCAGACUAACACACCCUGCUGCUCUGAAGACACUAUCCCUUCACAAGUAUCAGACUAUGACUAUUUCUCAAUGGCCGGAGAUCAGGAGCCUGAGCAGCAGCACUCUGACUUUGACAAGUCCUCCACCAUCCCCAGAAACAGUGACAUCAGUCAGUCCUACCGACUCAUGUUCCAGAGCAAACGGCCGGCAUCCACGGCCGGCCUGCCAAGCACACAGACUCCUUACCACGGACAGGGGGCCUACUCUGUAGGGCCAUAUCCCCCCACACCUAUCCACACUGGGGCCUAUCCUCCUACCCCUACAGGCCCGUAUUCAGGUCAGGGAUAUUAUUCUGGAUCCAGUUCCCAUAAUGCCUCUGGCUCCUAUUCUACAGGCCACGGUCCAGUCAUCGUUACCCCCGGGACUGCCACAAUCCGCCGCACCCCCUCUUCAAAACCUUCCGCCCGCCGCUCAGGCUCAGUCAUGGGCACAGGCCCCAUCCCCAUUCGCACGCCUGUCAUCCCGGUGAAAAUCCCCACGGUGCCCGAUAUGUCCGGAGCAGUUAACGGGAGCAGGAGCGCAGAGGAGAUGAGAGGGGGAAGAGGAGGAGAAAGCCCAGAUUCUCCAACGUAUGCAGGAGGGGAGGACGCUGGCACGCUGCCGGUGAUGUCCUGGAGCGGUCAGGCUACAACCAAUCCUCCCACUGUGCCCCUGCCCAACCAGCAGCACCUCCACAAUGAGAUAGGGCAGGAAGGAGGAGGAGGAGGAGGAGGAGGAGGAGAGGAGGCGGGAGAAGAGUUAGGAGGCAACAUGCUGGUGGCCAUCCGCAUGGGGGUCAAGCUCAAGAGGACCCUCACCAACGACCGCUCCGCCCCACGCAUCGCAUGAUGACCUUUGUGUUUGGAAACGAGGUCAAAGGGCUUCAGAGAAAUGCGACGUACAGAAACAAAAGGCUUCUGAGAAAUGUUUUAAUUACACCUGUUCCACAUGUAGCGUUUCUCAUUCUGUAUAUUUUCAACUGUCAAAAUCCCUCACUGUGGAAGCCAUCUAUAAUGAUUCAUUAUAGAAAAUAUAUAGAUAUACUAUUGUUCAGGUUCACAUUUUCUGAUUUGGCUUAUGAUGCCUCAGAGAUAGAUCUAAAGCCAGGUUUGUUCAAAUAUUGGUUUGCACCUAAAAUGGAUCACAGGCCCACUUGUGGUAGAUCCUAGUAUAAGUUGAGUAUGAGCCUUUAUGAGUGCAAGGAUAAGCUCCUCAAAUUGUUUGGCCUAAGCACUAAAAUGUUUUUGCAAAUCCGAGCCCACAGCUGUGUAAAACAUGAGGAUGCUUUUUGUUAAUAAAUAACAAGAGAAUGACAGAGUAGCUUUACAGCACAGUAUGUCCAUUUCUUUAAGAGGAUAGUAAAGGCAUAUUUUACACACGUUUAUUCAGUAUUCUUCCCAAAGCAGAUGGUUGGACAAGGACAAUGUGUCUGCCUCUUCUCAGUGUGUAUAUAUAUGCAUAAACUGUCAUUGUUUAGGGAGUGCGUUGUACCGUCGUGGGAACAAUAAGCCUUCUAACUGGUGACUUGGCAGAAGGAGCGCAAUAACCAAUGUAAGUACUUCACAGCAUCAAGAGAGCAAUAUUCAGACGCACUAGAAAGCACGGUCGGCUUUCAAGUGCACCAUUUGGCAUCUCCUGAAUUGCAUCGACUGCUCAAACGGAUGGACGCCCUGACGGCUGUAGGAAGGUGCUGCGUUGUCAUCCAUUCACAGUUCAAAUACUUAAUUACGUGAGAUGUUCACAGAGCCAACAACACAGACUUUGUGUUGCAGCCUGAGUUUCAUCCAAGUUGAAAGUUGUAGGAGACGACAGUGUGGACUAAAGCGCCACACGGUUGAUGCCGUGACAUUAAGAGACACUACAAUAUACGUCCUGUUUUAGUUGUUUUAGUAUUUACAUGAUUUGUAAAUAAGUUUGCACGUCUCUGUUGCCGAGGAGUGUGUUGGUGCUUCUCGCUUUCUGUAUUUCCUUUUUCUCCUCCACGGUGCCACAAUCACACAAGUUUCACAUCUGUAAACAGGACGCUUAUUGAUUUCAUAUAAUGAUCAACAAUCCCAAAUAUUACCUUUGGAUGUGAAUUCAUUUUUAUUUUUCAUCAUUUUUUUCCCCCCUGUAUAAAUCUCAUUUAAUCUGCAAUAUCUACAUGCUGAGCUUUGUAGAACUCCUCAGUGGUUUGUGUUUAUAUAUAUAUUAGCCCUUAUAUAUUAUAGCUCCUUCUGUUUUUUUGUAGCAUUUAGUAGCCAUGCUGCAACCUGCUGCGCGUUGAUUGCUCAUAACAUCACUAAUACAUGUCAAAAGUACAGAUGUGCCACUUCAAAACUCAACGUUAAAUCAAAUUUAUAUAUAUUAUUAUGCAUUUAUAGACGUUAACAAGGACAUUUUUUUUGAUGUUUUGAAAGAUAUGAGUAGAAAGCGGUAAUGCCAUACUUGGUUUUAUUGUUCUGUCUGGUUGCUGUUAUAUUGAACUCUUUGUUGUCUUCUUUGAAACGCAUGUAGCGUGCAUGCUCAUGUCCUUUUUGAUUAAUUAGGUUUUUACAUCUCCAAUUCUGGUGUUUUGAUUUUUUUUGCAAUAUCAUUUUAAGGUGACAAGUCCAAUAUGUACAGAUUUUGUUACUCUAAAAAUGUCCAUAUCCAGAAUCACAUUGUAUAAUUUAAGAAAUGCAUCACCAUAGGUUAAAAUAUUCUGUUUUUAUGGGCAAUAAGAUGUUUUGGAGGCUUUUUCCACAGACUGCAGCGUUGUAAGAUUAUAGGCUGGAACCAGUUAGUAUCCCUGAGUCUGUAUUUUAAUUUGCAUUUCAGUUCAAGCACUGUGAGACCAUGGCUACUACAAGAUGUAUGAAACUGUAAAUGUUAUUUAGCUCUACAGGUUAGUCCAAGAACUCACACGUUUUUUAAUUUAUUUUCUUCUUCUCAAUCUUUAAAUCUUUUUUUUUUCUCUCCUCAACCUAUUUUUAUACGUAUAUAUAUAAUAUCAGAGUAAUAGAGUUGUUUUCUCUGUCCAUGCAUGUACUUAUCUGAUGAUGAUGUGUUGUUUUUCAUCAGUGAAAUGUUCAUGACCGUCCUGCUACGAUUCAUUGAAGUCCCAUAUUUCACACAUUAUGCAUAGUUGCACCUCAUUUUAAUAAUCGCAUAAAUGCCGGCUGGUUUAAAAGUGAACAGCAGCUACGACGGUGUGUUCCUCUGACUUUCAGAAGUCAGAAAAAAGUUUUGGUUUUAUAACAGAGAGUCCUGCAUCAGUAUUAUGAGUUCAAAUGGUAUUCGCAUGAUGCAGAGCUGAGUCCAGUUCAGGUUCAGAUCAGUCAAGACGGUGCGUUUUCUUAUUUUCUUCAGAACGAGUUUGCCUGAAUCAUCAUUUUAUCAUUUGUAGAUCUUAUUAAGUUUGAACAAUGGCACGCUGCCCACAAUGUCUGACCUAAUCUGACCUGAGUUUUCCGAAGACAUCUUAGCAUGAAAAUCCACUUUGUUUCUAUAUUUUAAACCGGUUUCUUGUGUAUUUAGUGUAAUAGAAAGGUACAACAGGAGGAAUGACAGCAAAAGAAGGGGUGACAAAAGCAAACAUGUCAUCUCUGUGCCUGAAUUAAACCCACAGUGUGAACAGGGAGAUGCACCACAAACCACUUCAAUACCCCCUCUACUGUUUGAUUUCAACAGACUAAAGAUAAUAUCACCGCUCAGAUGUUUCUGGAAACCCAGCAUUCAGUUCUUGAUAUUGUUAAUGAUGUUAAUAUUUUUGUGUUUUUUUAGCCGUCCACCUGUCUAAAACUUAUAUUAUCAACUUGUAAUUUCCAUAUUUAAAUUGCUAGCAUAAAUAUAUAUUAUAUCAGAGUUGCCAAAUGCCAGUAUAUCCUAUGAAUAAGACGUUUAUAGUUUGUGAGGGUUUGAAAGUAAAAGUUAAACCCUGGUUUCUAGUUUAGUUUUUAGCUUAUAUUAUUCCCUCCCCCCCCUCCUCCCGAGGAGAGUUGACCUCUCUGUCUGUCCCUGUACAGUUCAACAGGCUACGAUGCAGUUCGUUUCAGGAAGUAAAAGCUUGUUAUUUUUUUGUGUAAUGACAGCUUUAGCAAUAUAAUAAAAAAAUAUAAAUUUUG